GAGCAGGAUGAAGUGAUGCAAGGAACUAAUUAUUUAGGUUUUGAUCAUCAGUCUCAGUAGAAGAAUUCCAAUCUCAGCGCCAAUUGAGGCAGGCUGUGUCCUGCCUCCUCUCAAGGGGGUUGGGGUUUAAGGAUUUAUUUGAAUAUUUAAAGAAGCGUGCUCGCUUUCCCGCCAAUGCCAUCCCUCCCGACUCCCGCUCCGGAAAGUAAUGAGUCGGAGCAACCUGCACCACCUUUUAAGUAAAUGUGGAACCCUGAAGGAACUCCAACAAAUCCAUGGCCAAGCCAUCACGCGAGGCCUCCACCCCCACCUCCAACCCCUCUCCUGCCAAAUCCUCAACUCCUAUGCCCGAUUCGGCCGAACCGUCGAAGCCCGCGAGCUCUUCCUCGAAAUCCCCCACCCCGACCUCGUCUCCAUUACCAGCUUCAUGUCACUUCACCUUCAAACGGAUCAUCCUCGCCGUGCCAUCUCCUUGUUCUCCGAAAUCGUUGCCUCGGGCCGACGACCAGAUGGCUUCAGCAUCGUCGGCGCCCUCUCGGCUUCCGGCCGAAUAGCAGAUCCAGCCAUUGGUAAAUCACUGCAUGGUUUGGUCUACCGCCAUGGAUUAGGCCACGAGUCGGUUGUGGGCAACGCAGUGAUAGAUAUGUACUGCAGAAAUGGGACGAUUCGGAUAGCCCGGAUGGUUUUCAACGAAAUGCCUGCGAGAGAUGCGGUCACUUGGAGCAGCAUGCUGCAUGGGUACAUCAAGUGCCAAGGACUCGAAUCAGCUUGCGAGUUCUUCGACGAAAUGCCGCAAAGAGAUGCAGUCUCAUGGACGGUGAUGAUCACAGGUCAUGUGCAAGGGAAGCAGCCGGUUCGGGCUCUGGAACUCUUUCACCGGAUGAAAUCAGAAGGUCAUGAUCCAACUCUGGUCACGAUUGUUGGAGUUCUCUCGGCUUGUGCUGAUAUCGGUGCGCUAGACCUUGGCCGUGCAAUUCAUGGGUAUAUCAACAAGACAAAAAAUGUAGGCUCUGAUAUUACUGUUUAUAAUGCUAUUAUAGAUAUGUAUGCAAAAAGUGGGAAUGUCGAAAUGGCAUAUGAUAUCUUUAAAGAGAGUAUUUAUAAGGAUGUUUUUACAUGGACAACUAUGAUUGCAGGAUUUGCUGUUCAUGGCAGUGGAAAGCAGGCUAUGGAAGUAUUCUUGGAGAUGCUAAAUGCAGGAAUUGAGCCAAAUGAGGUCACAUUUUUAGCUGUUCUAUCAGCAUGCAGCCAUGCAGGAUUUAUAGAUGAAGGGAAGAAAUGGUUUGAGAGUAUGAGCAGAGCGUACAACAUCAGGCCCCAAAUUGAGCAUUAUGGGUGUGUGGUUGAUCUGCUAGGGCGAGCUGGGCUACUAAGUGAAGCAGAGUUGUUGAUAGAAAAGAUGGGCAUGGAACCAGAUUGUGUUAUAUGGAGAUCGCUGCUCAAUGCUUGUCUGGUUCAUGGCAAUGUUCGCUUGGCUGAGAUUGCAGGAAAGGAGAUCAUGAAGAGAGAGCCAGAUGAUGAUGGGGUCUAUGUGCUUCUGUGGAAUUUGUAUGCUUCUUCAAAUAGAUGGGAAGAAGCUCUGGAAAUGAGAAACAGAAUGAGGAAUAGGAAAGUGAUAAAGAAGCCCGGUUGUAGCUGGAUAGAGAUCGAUGGCUUUGUUCAUGAAUUCUUAGUGGAAGACAAGAUGCACUGCCACCGAAGAGAAAUCUUUCUAGUCCUGGAAGGAAUGGCCAGGCAGUUGAAAAUGGAUGACACUGUCUUCCUAUUUCAAGAAGCUGAUCAAAGGGAAUUUUAUUUAGGGUUGAUGAUUUCAGAUGGCGAAUUUUGUGCCCCUUCACUUGAAAAAAGGGAGCAGGGUUUUGCGUAGGUUGAUGACUUAACUAUGAUGAAUUUUGUGCCCCUUGACCUAAGAAAAGAGAGCAGGCAUACCC
Messenger RNA from Elaeis guineensis (African oil palm), 1931 nucleotides. Its product is annotated as putative pentatricopeptide repeat-containing protein At5g59200, chloroplastic. NCBI's taxonomy places the organism in Eukaryota, Viridiplantae, Streptophyta, Magnoliopsida, Arecales, Arecaceae. The record is from RefSeq and is a predicted model, not a curated record. Gene Ontology annotation, molecular function: protein binding; RNA binding. Gene Ontology annotation, biological process: RNA modification.